AUGGCCAUGGGUGGAAAGCGGAAGAGGAACCAGGAUUCCGAUGGAGAAGAAGAUUCUUCCAAGCGAAAAAUCAAAACCGAGACGAAGGAGCCAUUCCGUCCUUCCAUGAUCAAAAACAAGGAGAAGAGAUCCGAAGUUCAUGCUAAGCUUAAGCAUCAGAAAAAGCUCGAAAAACGCGCUAAAUCCAAGGCCCGCGAUGCUGCUGUCAAGAGAGCUAUCGAGCUCGGCGAGGAGCUUCCAGAGAAGAAGGUCCCUCGUACGAUUGAGAAUACAAGGGAAGUAGAUGAGACUGUUUGCAAGCCUGAUGAUGAAGAGCUAUUUGCUGGAAAUGAUGCUGAUGAAUUCAGUUCAAUUUUAAAUCGGCAACAUAAUCCCAAGAUAUUAGUCACCACUUGCCGCUUCAAUUCUACUAGGGCUCCUGCUUUUAUAUCAGAAUUGCUUCAGAUUAUACCAAAUGCACAUUACUUCAAGAGAGGAACCUAUGAUUUAAAAAAGAUUGUAGAAUAUGCAAAUAAAAAGGACUUCACAUCUAUUGUAGUUGUACACACCAAUCGCAGGGAACCAAAUGCUCUCAUAAUUAUAGGCUUACCUGAUGGACCUACUGCUCAUUUCAAACUCACAAAUCUUGUUUUACGCAAGGAUAUUAAGAAUCAUGGAACCCCAACUAGUCACCGGCCUGAGCUUGUUUUGAACAACUUCACAACACGUCUAGGUCAUCGAGUUGGAAGAAUGAUUCAGUCCCUUUUUCCGCAAGAUCCUGAGUUUAAAGGCCGACGUGUAGUCACAUUCCACAACCAGAGGGACUUCGUAUUCUUCCGGCAUCAUCGGUAUAUUUUCGAAAAAAAAGAAAUUAAAAAGAUCGAGUCUAAAGGUAAAAAGGAUGAGGAUGGCGAGGCUGAGAAAGUUCCUGACCAUAAAACAAUUGCCCGACUUCAGGAAUGUGGUCCUCGUUUCACCUUGAAAUUAGUUAGCUUGCAGCAUGGAACAUUUGACACUAAAGGCGGAGAAUAUGAGUGGGUUCACAAGCCGGAAAUGGACACAAGUCGAAGGAGGUUCUUUCUGUGA
Molecule: messenger RNA, 1065 nt
Organism: Lathyrus sativus (Indian pea)
Lineage: Eukaryota; Viridiplantae; Streptophyta; Magnoliopsida; Fabales; Fabaceae
Source: the annotation of a GenBank genome assembly